Molecule: messenger RNA, 3457 nt
Organism: Clupea harengus (Atlantic herring)
Lineage: Eukaryota; Metazoa; Chordata; Actinopteri; Clupeiformes; Clupeidae
Gene: maneal
Product: mannosidase endo-alpha like
Molecular function (GO): alpha-mannosidase activity
Source: RefSeq, a predicted model, not a curated record
UAGGGACAACUGAAGAGAUGUGUCCACUCAAUAGUGCUCUUAAGGACUGUUUUUCAAAACACGAGUGAACCCUCUUGACAUUAUCAGUGCGCUUUUUAUCCAGUUUUGUUACCGAAGACUUCUUCUUUCGUGGAAAUACAUUUAAUCAGGAGCACUCGUCAAGCAGAGAGGAAUCCAAAUGCAGAAAUAAGAGAUGCUAUUCUGUGUCGCCCACACCAUGCAGCCUGACGGUUUCGGCGAAUACGAUUGGUUAACUGCGUUUCACCUCAGAGAAAUACUUUACUUUCACAUUGGGGGAAGAUUCGACAAGAAAUAGGGUACAGUGGUGCCCAUCACAGGAGAGGACCACACGAAAGCAGCGGCAGGCGGAAACAAUGGUGACGAAUCUGCGAACCCAUGUGAUGAAUUAACGAAUGCUGGGCCACACUAAAUGUGUGGGCAUAGCGGUUGGAUAUCUAGUGAGGGACUAGUCUCGGAUGGAAGAAGAAAGAAAACGACUGUCAGCUUCAGGCGCUGCGCAGAAAAUGAGUAAGCCUACCGAAAUGGGGGGGGGGGGGGGGAAAUAACCGUAAAACGCACGAAUGACCAAAAGGCGUUUUAGGUAAAGUAGCUUCACAUUUGCGCGUUGCUGACGAGAUGGUAGCUCAACCUGUUAUGGAGAAUUUGACAGUAAGGUCUCACGGGAUGCUGUGAGAGGUGUCUUUUCUUGGUUUUAUUAAAGAUAAAUAGCCUAUGCUGAUGUCAGCUACUACCGCAUCGAAAGUGUCACCCAACUGAUAUACUUUAAAUUGGGCAACUUGUAGCGCUACGUUAUAUUAACUUGUAGAUUUCGAGAAACAUUAAGUAGGUGGUAUAUUUUGGCAAGUUGUCACAUUAUUAUGGAUUUGGCUUAAUCUGCUUAAUGUAGGCGACCUAACAUUAAAGAACUGCGUGUGCUCCGUGUUAUGAUAUAUCGCGUGUUUCACGGCGAACCGCAGGCUGUAAAUAUGUUUGCAUUCCUGUGAUCAGUCUGCCAAACUGAGGUGAAAUGCAAAGCGAUAUCGCCAGGAAGCGCUCCUAUCAUGCACGUAACAAGAACGGAUGUUCCGUGGUAUGUACUGUGAACUACUUCUGCGGAUCCCAGACGCUAACCAUGUCCAGGCUGCGCAAAAAAGCCUGUGUGGCUCUCUUCUUGUUCACGCUGUUCAUUUUUGGCACUAUGAUGGGCUUGAGAACCCUCAAACCCAGCGACGGCUUCUCGGACCUAGCACCCGGAAUGGACCUGGUGCCGUUCGUGGGCGAGAGGGCGGAGAGGCGACAAGUUGCAAACGAUGUCCUGGCGUCUGCGGGUCAGAGUCGUUUCCCCAGCGACACCAAAGUAGUCUUCUCGAACUCUGGACCCGAGAAAAGUAUUUUUUAUGACAUUCACAUAUUUUAUUACUUGUGGUACGGCACGCCGCAGAUGGACGGAAACUACAUCCACUGGGACCACGUACUUGUGCCUCACUGGGACCCCAAAAUCGCUGCCAGUCACCCCAAAGGGAAGCAUACUCCUCCGGAGGACAUUGCCUCGAGUUUCUAUCCCGAACUGGGACCCUACAGCUCCAGGGAUCCUGAGGUUAUUGAGUCCCACAUGUCGCAGAUUGAAGCAGCCGCUGCAGGGGUGGUGGUGCUGUCCUGGUACCCACCCGGCGUGGGCGACGACCACGGCGAGCCCUCCGAGGACCUGGUGCCUGCAGUCAUGGACGCCGCCCAUCGGCACCGUAUCAAGGUGGCGUUCCACAUCCAGCCGUACAAGGGACGGACAGACCUCAGCAUGCAUGACAACAUUAAAUACAUCAUUGACAAGUAUGGUAAUCAUGGAGCCUUCUACAGAUUCAAGUCCAACACAGGCAAAGUUCUGCCUCUCUUCUACAUCUAUGACUCGUACCUGACCCCUCCAGAGGCCUGGGCUGACCUUUUGACCUCCAGUGGGGCCCACAGCCUGCGGGGCACCCCUUAUGACGGGGUCUUCGUCGCCCUCAUCGUGGAGGAGCGCCACAAGCAUGACAUCCUGGCAGGGGGCUUCGACGGCAUGUACACCUACUUCGCCUCCAACGGCUUCUCCUUCGGCUCCUCGCACCAGAACUGGAAAGCCAUAAAGGCCUUCUGCGAUGGCAACAACCUGCUGUUCGUGCCCAGUGCCGGGCCGGGCUACGCGGACACUGCGGUGCGGCCGUGGAACAACCACAACACCCGGAACCGGGUCAACGGGCGCUACUACGAGACGUCCCUGCAGGCUGCCCUGUCGGUGAGGCCGGAGGUCAUCACCAUCACGUCCUUCAACGAGUGGCACGAGGGCACGCAGAUUGAGAGAUCGGUGCCCAAAAAGACGGUCACGCGGCUUUAUCUGGACUACAAGCCCCAUAAUGCCGAUCUCUACCUGGACAUCACCAGGAGGUGGGCAGAACAGUUUAGCAAAGAGAAGGAGCAGUGGCUCAUGUGAUUGUUGUGCCCGUGCCGUUUGGUGAAGUGCAUUGUGGGUGUCUGUGCAGAGUGCUGUACAUGGCGUGUGUAUCUUGUGGCGUUCCUCUAAGAUCGACUGAACAGUGAUUUGCGAAACUGUGUCACCUUAUCUUGCCGUGAUGGACUUUAUUUACCAUCUAUUUUAACUAGGCAGCUCUUCAACCAAGGACAGUUACAUGUCUAAUGCACUUCUGUACUCUGCUGUAGACAGCCAGUCGCUAAAAUGAGCUAGAAUAAGGGUUGCCUCUCUCUGAGUCUGUCUGGGUUGUUGCAUAAUGCUAAUAGCUUUCUGUUCAGAACGCACAGAGUCACAAACACCAUUUUAUAAUACUACACAACAAACUGCAUCACCUACACUCGGCCUCCACACAGUAAUCAGUGUUAUCUAUGGCCUGCGUUUAGCCGGAGUAUCAUCAUUACGUGUCAUAUCUCUGGUGUGGAGAAGAGUUCUUUUGUUCACUGGAUGAACAGAUACACAAUGAUGGAAUUUAAUACAUUCUGUUGUUUUAAGUCCUGGAACAUUUUUUUCUUGACAUUUUACUGUAAUUAUAUGUUUUACAAUUUGUAGUAAGGUAUUCAUUAACAAAAUAAAUCAUGUGUGAAGUCAAAAUUAAAAUGCCCUGCAAUAGUUGAAAUUAAGCAAAAACAUACCACCAUUAUUUUCCCCCAAAUACUUGAAUAUCCAUUUGCCUGUAUAAUGCAUGUUUUAUCUCAUAAUCUAAACACAUGAGUGAUGUUAGUCAGGAUGUUGACAGGACCCUGAGCAACUAAUUUCCUUUUUCCCCUGUGGUGCAGUCUGUUGGAUGAUGGAGAUCAGGUCAUGUAUUCAUCCAGCGAGAGUUAUUAAUCACAAUCUGGUAGGUUGGCAUUUGGCUGCAGUGGCGCCUACACGUGGAGUGACUGAUUGCCAGUGCUGUCACAGCAGUUUGGGAACGGGCAGCUUCUGUCUGUGCACACGCACACACACACACAC